Messenger RNA from Andrographis paniculata, 1287 nucleotides. Its product is annotated as AT-hook motif nuclear-localized protein 9-like. The coding region runs from base 141 to 1145 and encodes 334 amino acids. The transcript has 6 exons. The record is from RefSeq and is a predicted model, not a curated record. NCBI's taxonomy places the organism in Eukaryota, Viridiplantae, Streptophyta, Magnoliopsida, Lamiales, Acanthaceae. Gene Ontology annotation, molecular function: minor groove of adenine-thymine-rich DNA binding.
CUGCAACUCUUUAAAACUCCUCUCCUUUACGGCGCUUUUGCUCCGCCGCGGGGAAGUUGCGGCGUCGUUUUUGCCCGCGUGUGAAGACGCUUUCUUCAGGAAGUUGUUUUGGAGUUUGUAAUUGAAGAAAUUUUGUGAGAAUGGAUGGUGGAAAUAUUGAAAAUAACAUGCAUCAGAUGUUUGGUGCUGUACCGCAGCUUCAGGUUUUGUCGGUUUCAGAAAAUGCGACGGUUACAGGAUUGGGAGAGAAUGCAAAUUACGUCCUUAGCGGUGAAGGAAUGGGGGUGGGACUUGGUGGUGGAGAUGAUGGAGUAAGUGAUUCCAAUGGUGUACGGAGGAGAGGGAGGCCACCGAAAAAUCGGCCUGAGUCGUCAGAUGUGACACUUGGACAUACGUCGAAUGUGGAUUCGCCGGCGGAGUCUUCUCAAAAGCGAGGAAGAGGGCGACCUAAAGGCUCUGGAAAGUGGCAAACGUUGGCUGCGAAUUUGAGUGGGAAUGCAUUGGAAACAGCAGGGAGUAGCUUGACACCUUACCUAAUGACAAUUGAGACCGGGGAGAAUGUAAUUCAAAAAAUUCUUUCCUUCACUCAAAGGGCUGGUGAAUCGAUAUGCAUUCUUUCAGCGUCCGGAGGAGUAACUAGUGCUGAACUGCUCAAACCUGGUUCACCUGAUGUUAUAAGGCAUGAGGGCCAGUUUGAUAUUGUAUCUCUUAAUGGAUCGUAUACAUUUCAUGGAAAGGAUGUCUUUAAUGGAAAGCUCCUACUAAGUGUGCAGUUGUUAGAUUCGAAGGGGGUUCUUUAUGGCGGUGCCAUGGGAAAUUCACUUAUUGCAGGAGCACCAAUCCAACUUGUCAUCGGUACAUUUAAACAGUGGCCAAGAGGGAAGGGGAAGAAGGCGAGAAUGAGCAACACAGUUGAAGCUACAGCAGCAUCACCGACCACACCAAACAGCCAAUUACUAGCAAAUGAAGCAAAUAGUCUGGAAGCUGUUUCUCAUGCCCCGGCACAAUCCAUCGAUGCAGUGGAUAAAUUCAUUAAUGGGCACGACACUCACAUGUCUCUUCAGCCGUUCGACUGGACCUCAUUGCAACCCUCUGCACCAGCAUCUCACCAUGUAAUCCCUGAUUUCAAUAGUGGUAUUCACUGAUUUAGGCGAGGUAAAAGCUCGUCUCUCUUCUCGAACCAAAUUUCCAUUCAUAGCUGUUGAAACUUAUUUAUGAAAAAGUAUAAACCUUAUUUGCUGGUAAUUCUAACUACUUAUUUGAGUAGAUUGAUCUUUAAUUUAGCAA